Molecule: messenger RNA, 1653 nt
Organism: Candida albicans SC5314
Lineage: Eukaryota; Fungi; Ascomycota; Pichiomycetes; Serinales; Debaryomycetaceae
Gene: HGT6
Product: hexose transporter
Exons: 1
Coding region: 1-1653 (550 amino acids)
Biological process (GO): carbohydrate transport; transmembrane transport
Cellular component (GO): plasma membrane
Molecular function (GO): carbohydrate:proton symporter activity
Source: RefSeq, a predicted model, not a curated record
AUGUCAUUAGAUAAUUCAACAGAAAACCGUGAUUUGGAAGAAAAGGAAGAAAUUCCAAAGAACGAACAUAACGAACAAGGCGAACAAAACGAGAACAAUGAGCAUAUACCUACUUUGGAAGAUAAACCAUUGAAGGAAUAUAUUGGUAUUAGUAUUUUGUGUUUCCUUAUUGCCUUUGGUGGUUUCGUUUUUGGUUUCGAUACUGGUACCAUUUCUGGUUUCAUUAACAUGACUGACUUUUUAGAAAGAUUUGGUGGUACUAAAGCUGACGGUACUCUUUACUUUUCCAACGUUAGAACUGGUUUAUUGAUUGGUUUGUUCAAUGUGGGUUGUGCCAUUGGUGCAUUAUUCUUGUCCAAAGUCGGUGAUAUGUAUGGUAGAAGAGUUGGUAUCAUGACUGCUAUGAUCAUUUAUAUUGUUGGUAUUAUUGUUCAAAUUGCUUCUCAACAUGCUUGGUAUCAAAUCAUGAUUGGUAGAAUUAUCACUGGUCUUGCUGUUGGUAUGUUAUCAGUUUUGUGUCCAUUAUUUAUCUCAGAGGUUUCUCCCAAACAUUUAAGAGGUACAUUAGUUUAUUGUUUCCAAUUGAUGAUUACCUUGGGUAUUUUCUUGGGUUACUGUACCAGUUACGGUACUAAGAAAUAUUCUGACUCCAGACAAUGGAGAAUUCCAUUGGGUUUAUGCUUUGCUUGGGCCUUGUGUUUGCUUGGUGGUAUGGUAAGAAUGCCAGAAUCUCCACGUUACCUUGUCGGUAAAGAUAGAAUUGACGAUGCUAAGAUUUCACUUGCCAAAACUAACAAGGUUUCUCCAGAGGACCCUGCAUUAUACCGUGAACUUCAAUUAAUCCAAGCUGGUGUUGAAAGAGAAAGAUUGGCCGGUAAGGCAUCUUGGGGUGCUUUAAUCACUGGUAAACCAAGAAUCCUUGAAAGAGUUAUUGUUGGAGGUAUGUUGCAAUCAUUGCAACAAUUGACUGGUGAUAACUAUUUCUUCUACUACAGUACCACCAUUUUCAAGUCUGUCGGUUUAAAUGAUUCCUUCGAAACAUCUAUUAUCCUUGGUGUCAUCAACUUUGCUUCCACUUUUGUUGGUAUUUAUGCCAUUGAAAGAUUGGGUAGAAGACUUUGUUUAUUAACUGGUUCCGUUGCCAUGUCCAUUUGUUUCUUAAUUUACUCAUUGAUUGGUACUCAACAUCUUUACAUUGAUCAACCAGGUGGUCCAACCAGAAAACCAGAUGGUAACGCUAUGAUUUUCAUUACUGCACUUUAUGUUUUCUUCUUCGCUUCUACAUGGGCUGGUGGUGUCUACUCCAUUGUUUCUGAACUUUAUCCAUUAAAAGUCAGAAGUAAGGCUAUGGGUUUUGCUAAUGCAUGUAACUGGUUGUGGGGUUUCUUGAUUUCCUUCUUCACUUCAUUUAUCACUGAUGCUAUCCACUUCUAUUAUGGUUUUGUGUUUAUGGGCUGUUUAGUGUUUUCCAUUUUCUUUGUUUACUUUAUGAUUUACGAAACUAAAGGUCUUACUUUAGAGGAAAUUGAUGAAUUAUACUCUACCAAGGUUGUUCCAUGGAAAUCAGCCGGUUGGGUUCCACCUUCUGACGAAGAAAUGGUUCGUGCAAAAGGCUAUACUGGUGAUAUCCACGCAGAUGAAGAGCAAGUUUAA